Molecule: messenger RNA, 458 nt
Organism: Cuscuta campestris
Lineage: Eukaryota; Viridiplantae; Streptophyta; Magnoliopsida; Solanales; Convolvulaceae
Source: the annotation of a GenBank genome assembly
CAAUACUUUAAAAAUGAACCAAGCAAUAAUAAUAAUGGCUAUGGCGACCACGGUCCUAGCGGUGCUCGGACACGCCCUCGACUGCGCUCAGGUUGACUCCGCAAUCUCCCCUUGCCUCACCUACCUCCGAGACGGCGCCGCCGCCGCCGCUCCUCCGAGGGAGUGCUGUGACGCCGUUAGAAGCCUAGUCAGCAUAGCCCCGUCGCAGCAGGAACGCCAGACCGCCUGUGAGUGCCUCAAGGCUGCCGCCGCCCGUACACCCAUCAAGGCCGAUCUUGCCGCCGGCCUUCCUGCGGGAUGCGGCGUUUCUACCACUGUUCCCAUCAGUCCCGACGUGAACUGUCAAAACGUGGGAUGAAAAGAUGUGGGGCGAUGAAAGACUUUGGAUGAGUCGUAUAUUUAAUCAACAAUAACAAAUAAGGACUUUGUUAUAGUUUACAUAAAGUGUUACUGUGUAU